AUGUCAGUUUCUGUCCUUGCUAGACAGCAUACCAUAUGGGCCACUGAAUGUUCCAGCCAAAGUAGCCAUCCAUUGCCUCCUCCCACUUUGCCGAUCAAGACAUCUCCAGAAAAGGUUAGAAGAGGAAUUCUGCCGAUUCCAAUGUCUGAGAGUGAAAUAUUAUCAUCUCCGCAUUUGAAGGCCUUCACUUUCAAUGAGCUUAGCAAUGCUGCGAGAAACUUCCGACCCAGCAGUCUUCUUGGGGAAGGUGGCUUUGGUUUUGUCUACAAAGGAUGGCUGGACAAAGAAACCCUGACUGCUGGGAGACCAGGAUCAGGAAUUGUAGUUGCAGUGAAGAAGCUUAAACCUCAUGGUUUCCAGGGCCAUAAGGAGUGGCUGUCAGAAGUAAAUUAUCUUGGCCGACUCCAUCAUCCAAAUCUGGUCAAACUUAUUGGCUACUGUUUGGAAGAGGGCGCCCAACCUCUGUCUUGGGCAACAAGGAUUAAAGUUGCCAUAGGUGCUGCUCGAGGGCUCUCAUUUCUGCAUGACUCUGAAUCACAAGUCAUAUACCGUGACUUUAAAGCUUCUAACGUCCUGUUAGAUGCGGAAUUCAAUGCAAAGCUUUCAGACUUUGGUUUGGCAAAAGCUGGUCCAACAGGUGAUCUGACUCAUGUAUCUACCCAGGUUAUGGGUACUCAGGGCUAUGCUGCCCCUGAAUAUGUUGCUACAGGUCGGCUGACUGCAAAGUGUGAUGUCUAUAGCUUUGGAGUUGUGUUGUUGGAGCUGCUUACAGGGCACCGUGCUUUUGAUGAAACUAGGGUUAGUGCAGAGCAGAAACUGGUCGAUUGGGUAAGGCCCCAGUUGCGUGACAAGCGCAAGUUAUACCGAAUCAUGGACACGAAGUUGGAGGCCCAGUACCCUCGAAAAGGAGCUUAUGUGGCAGCCACUCUUGCAUUACAUUGUGUAAACAUUGAUGCCAGAGCUCGGCCUCCUAUGGCUGAUGUCUUAGCUAUUUUGGAAAAGCUUCCAUCCCCGAAAUUUAUGGCCAUACAUUCCCCUUCAGAGCAAAAAAACGAAGUCUAG
This is a messenger RNA of Ilex paraguariensis (yerba mate), 1062 nucleotides long. NCBI's taxonomy places the organism in Eukaryota, Viridiplantae, Streptophyta, Magnoliopsida, Aquifoliales, Aquifoliaceae. The record is from the annotation of a GenBank genome assembly.